Molecule: messenger RNA, 906 nt
Organism: Rasamsonia emersonii CBS 393.64
Lineage: Eukaryota; Fungi; Ascomycota; Eurotiomycetes; Eurotiales; Trichocomaceae
Exons: 6
Coding region: 1-906 (301 amino acids)
Source: RefSeq, a predicted model, not a curated record
AUGGUGAAGCAUUUCUAUACACUUUGCAAUAUUUCUUUAUCCUUAUAUUCCCUAUAUACUCCAGGACGGCAGCUGGUUGACCCUCCUGGAAUUCGUUUGAGCUGUGAGAACUCCUGUCUGCCACAUCGCUGUCAAUGGAGAACAAAUGUGUGGCAUGGUCUUUACGAAUCAGACGUCUCCUUCCAAAAUGCGAAAAGGGGGAAAUACGGCUCUGUGGAAUUUAGAUAUCCACCAAGCAGUGACACCCCUGAGAAGACAAUCCAGUGUGGCGCAAAUGAACUCAACAUUGCCGGAGAUCUUGGUUCCUCAAUGGAAACCCAGCCGGAUGCCAAUCCAGGCUUCGUUGUUGAUGAAGACAUUUGCAAGAGAGCCCACAAAAAAGACAGUUACUGGACUCGAUGGGACUUUGAUCUUGAAUUGAUACUCUGCCCACCUCUGCCCACUGCGUUAUCGAAUAGCUUGGCUGGCAGCUUUGCUGCGAAAAUUCCGAAGCUGAUGCUUAUAACGCGUGCAGUUGCGAACCCAUCACGCCAGAAUUUCCUGCUUUUCCUCCUUAUUGCAAAAGCUGUCAAUCAACAUGACUCAUGGUUUGACAACGAGCUGUAUCAGCGUGAAAACGAGACCGAGGCCUGUCAAUACCUCGGAAUCGACAACCCCGACAGGCAGAAAGUACGAUGCAUGCAUCAUUGUCGCCUGCACUUUUGGCAGCCUGUUGCUAUUCAUGCGAUGUGCCAGUUUGCCAAUGACCUCCUUCUCUCUGGGUGCCUCCUGGCGGACGGUGUCGGUCUUGGGAAAACAUGGACAACCAUUGCAUUUCUCUUAACUGUACUCUAUGUUCAAGCUCAGCGAAUCCUGGACCUCACGAAUCUACGCGAAACCAUUCCUCCAACAAUGGCAGGAUCCUGA